AUGAGUUCACCGCACGAGGAAAACUAUCUGUACGAGGCUGAGUCGAGUGUCAUUGGUUCAAUCAUGAAAGACAAGGACCUUAUGGAGGACUGCCCGUUAACACCGGAAAGCUUUUCUCCUGAAUGGAAAAACGGCGUUAUCUUCUCGGUGCUGAAAUUUGCUCAUGAAGAAUUUAAAGGCGAGGAAAACCCUUUUGACCUGGUGUUAAUGGCAAAGCACUGGGGAACUGAAUUGCAGGAGAUCGGAGGCAUACCCAAACUUUACUCCAUCAUGAGGUCCGUCCCUACGUCUGGUAUGUACAAACAUUAUGCCCAAGUGGUCAACGAGGCACAUGUCGAGAGGGAGAUUCAGAAAGUUGCUUUUAAGAUGGCAGCAGGCAAGAUGACGAUUGAUCAAGUUAAACAGAAAACAGUCGAGCUUGAGGAACUGCGGGACAGAACAACUACUGACAUGAGCAGUGUCAAGAUGGGUGACAUGAUCAAGCAACAUGUAAAACUAUUGAGAAAAAGAAGAGAUGCUAAAGGCGGUAUCACCGGAUUUAAGAGUUUCAGUCCCAACAUGAACAAUCUGACGAAGGGGUAUCAGCGUGGUGAUUUGAUCAUCGUAGGGGCUAGACCAUCAAUGGGAAAAACAGCUUGGUUAUGUAACGAGGCUUUGGCGAUAAGCGAAGACGGCACGGCGGUCCUAAUCAUUUCCGGGGAAGAUGGAGCCAUGAACCUCUUGGAGCGUACCAUCGCUUCUGCUGGCAGGGUUAAGCUAUCACACAUGAAAUCAGGACAGAUGACGGAACCGGAUUGGGAAAGGUACACCAUGGGCGGGAAGAUUGUUGCAGGCAGAAACAUUUUCAUUGAUGACACGCCAUCUCCAACAAUUGAAUCCGUCAAACGAAAAUCAUUCAAGAUGGUUAAGGAAUUUCCGCUUAUGGCGUUGCUGGUCGACUACUUGCAACACCUGAAAUCCGAAAAGUCGUUUGGGAGUGAACGGGAGUUAUACAAGUAUAUCAGUUACGAGAUGAAACAAAUUGCUCGUAGGUUGGACAUCCCGGUUAUCUCGCUCGCAGCAGUAAAGCGUGAUGUCGACACUAGGCAGGACAAACGACCUCUAAUGAGUGACGUUAGGGAUUGCGGUAACAUCGAGUCUGACGCAGAUUUACUUGCUUUCCUGUGCAGGGACGACUAUUACAACGCUGAUAGUUCCCGCAAGGGGCUAAUGGAUAUCAUCAUUGCAAAAGGCCGUAAUGUGGGCACAGGGACUGUUACAGUGGUGUUCGACAAGCAAUAUCAAUCUUUGCUGGACAUGACUGAAGAGGAACGGAAGAAACGUAGGGACAAAGGGUUGUCGGGAUCA
Mesorhabditis spiculigera is the source of this 1347-nucleotide messenger RNA. NCBI's taxonomy places the organism in Eukaryota, Metazoa, Nematoda, Chromadorea, Rhabditida, Rhabditidae. The record is from the annotation of a GenBank genome assembly.